Messenger RNA from Closterium sp. Naga37s-1, 1881 nucleotides. Lineage: Eukaryota; Viridiplantae; Streptophyta; Zygnematophyceae; Desmidiales; Closteriaceae. The record is from the annotation of a GenBank genome assembly.
AUGGUUUUCCUUUUCACCCCGGUUCCCCCUGCAUCCCGUGCCUGUCAGAUGCUGGUGGACGAUUUUGGUGACAUCACCAUCACCAAGGCGAAUCCUCAUUCCCGUUUCAACCCGGUCCCCCCUGCAUCCCUCGCCUGUCAGAUGCUGGUGGACGAUAUUGGUGACAUCACCAGCACUAACUUGAGGCGAAUCCUCAUUCCCCUUUCACCCCGGUCCCCCCUGCAUCCCGUGCCAAUGCUAGUGGACGACAUUGGUGAUAUCACCAUCACCAACGACGGAGCCACCAUUCUGAAGCAGCUGGAAGUGGAGCAUCCUGCUGCCAAGGUGCUGGUGGAUCUGGCAGAGCUACAGGACAGGGAGGUGGGGGACGGAACCACGUCAGUCGUCAUCAUUGCGGCCGAGCUGCUCAAGAGGGCGGACGAUCUCGUGCGCAACCGCAUUCACCCAACAUCCAUCAUCAGCGGGUAUCGACUGGCGAUGAGGGAGGCGUGCAAGUGUGCGGACGGCAAGCUGGCAGUCAAGGUGGAGAAGCUGGGCAAGUCAACGCUGCUGAAUGCGGCCAAGACGAGCAUGGCCUCCAAGAUUGUCGACAUGGACAGCGAGUUCUUUGGCAAGAUGGUUGUGGACGCGGUGCAAGCUGUGAAGACGACGAACGAGAAGGGCGAAGUCAGAUACCCCAUCAAGGCAAUCAACAUUCUCAAGGCGCAUGGCAAGAGCGCCAGGGACAGUGCCCUGAUCAACGGCUAUGCACUCAACACCACGCGCGCCGCCCAGGGCAUGCCGCGCCGCGUGGGGCCCGCCCGCAUUGCGUGCCUGGACUUCAAUCUGCAGCGCACGCGCAUGCAGAUGGGCGUGCAGGUUCUGGUGACUGAUCCGAAAGAGCUGGAUAAGAUCAGAGAGAGGGAGUCGGAUAUCACAAAGGAGCGCAUUCAAAAGAUGCUCAAGGCGGGUGCGAAUGUCAUUCUCACCACCAAGGGCAUCGAUGACAUGUCGCUCAAGUAUUUCGUGGAGGCAGGCGCCAUUGCAGUGCGGCGAGUCAAGAAGGACGACCUGAGGCACAUCGCCAAGGCGUCUGGCGCCACUAUGAUGCUCACGUUCGCUGACAUGGAAGGGGGAGAGACGUUCGACGCGUCCAUGUUGGGACAGGCAGAGGAGGUGUAUGAGGAGCGCGUGGCGGAUGACAACAUCCCCAUCUUCAAGGGCUUUAAGGCGGCUAAGGCGGCCACCCUCCUCCUCCGUGGAGCCAACGACUACAUGCUCGACGAGAUGGACCGAUCCCUUCACGAUGCCAUCUGCAUUGUCAAGACUCGCACUGUCCCACUCCCUCAAUCUCCCUCUGUCCCUUCCAUGACCCGCCUUCCUUUACAGGCAACCCUCCUCCUCCGCGGAGCCAACGACUACAUGCUGGACGAGAUGGAUCGAUCACUGCAUGACGCCAUCUGCAUUGUCAAGCGCACACUCGAGUCCAACUCCGUGGUAGCAGGGGGAGGCGCUGUGGAAGCGGCCCUGUCAGUGCACCUUGAGAACCUCGCGACGACUCUUGGUUCGCGGGAGCAGCUGGCCAUUGCAGAGUUCGCAGAGGCCCUGCUCGUCAUUCCCAAGGUGCUUGCGGUGAAUGCUGCCAAGGACGCCACAGAUCUGGUGGCGAAGCUGAGGGCGUACCACCACAUGUCGCAGACUAAAAGCGACAAGCAGCACUUGGCAGAGUACGGCUUGGAUCUUGUGAACGGUGUGCUGAGGAACAACGUGGAAGCAGGAGUGCUGGAGCCAGCCAUGAGCAAAACCAAGAUCCUGCAGUUUGCCACGGAAGCUGCCAUCACCAUUCUCAGGAUCGACGACAUGAUUCGCUUGGCCAAGGCCCAAGACGGCCCUGAGGAGUGA